Molecule: messenger RNA, 1149 nt
Organism: Penicillium maclennaniae
Lineage: Eukaryota; Fungi; Ascomycota; Eurotiomycetes; Eurotiales; Aspergillaceae
Exons: 6
Coding region: 1-1149 (382 amino acids)
Biological process (GO): L-tryptophan biosynthetic process; L-histidine biosynthetic process
Cellular component (GO): cytoplasm
Molecular function (GO): 1-(5-phosphoribosyl)-5-[(5-phosphoribosylamino)methylideneamino]imidazole-4-carboxamide isomerase activity
Source: RefSeq, a predicted model, not a curated record
AUGCGGGACUCUAUCAAAAGAACGACCUACGUGGGGGGGCAUGUUGUGAAACUUGGACCGGGAAAUGACGAAGCCGCCCAAGAAGCCUUGCGAACAUGGCCCGGUGGCUUGCAAGUGGCUGGGGGAAUUACCGAUCAAAAUGCGCAAUAUUGGAUCGACCAGGGCGCCGAGAAGGUGAUCAUCACUUCAUUCCUCUUUCCGUCAGGCAAAUUCUCCCUUGAACGGCUCGAGUCAGUCCUCGCGGCUCUUGGUGGCGAUAAGUCCAAGCUGGUUUUAGACUUGAGUUGCCGCAGAAAAGAUAACACAUGGUUUGUGGCAAUGGACCGCUGGCAAACUAUUACAGAGAUGGAGAUCAAUCAAGAAUCCAUUGCUCUUUUGGAGCCUUACUGCUCCGAAUUCUUGAUUCACGCUGCCGACGUGGAAGGCCUGCAGCAGGGUGUGGACGAGGAGUUGGUGUCAAAACUGGCCGAGUGGUGCACCAUCCCCAUUACGUAUGCUGGUGGAGCUCGCCAUCUUCAAGAUCUGGAAAAGGUGCACACUAGCAGCAAGGGCAAAGUCGAUCUGACUAUUGGCAGCGCUCUAGAUAUCUUCGGUGGCUCUGGAGUGACGUUUGACGAAUGCGUUGAAGCCGGCGAAGUUCCAAGGCCGAGACAUGUCGUUGGCUGGCGCAUGACCGAAAGCGGCUUAGGCGCUGGAUGUGAGCUCCGCCCGCCAACCUCCGUGUCUUCCUCGCUUCUCAUCGUCUGCGAUCUCCCCGCGUCUUUGGGUGUCCUUGUGUUUCAAUCUACGAAGUCUGAGUAUUCUCAGCGCCUCCUCCUCCAUUGUCAUUUCUAUCUCGAAUCGAUUCUCGCUCCCGACCGCCAGGAUGAAGCCCAUAGUGUCGGCAUUGAAUGCCUGGUCCUGCACAAUGCGCCCCAUCGCAUUGCUCAGUUGGAUCUUCAAGAGGAGGAGACGCUAACGAUUUAUUUCCUUCCUCAGAGUAAUAAUCACGCCUAUACUGGCUCAGAAGGAGAACCCGAGGAUGGUCCUGCAGUUGCUGCCUCCAUCUACAUCGCGGUGCUCGUCUACGCUGGUUUCUUCGUCUUCUGCGGUUUCCAGGCCUACCUUCACAUAGUAGACCGCAGGGGCGGUGCCAUAUCACUCCGCUAA